This is a messenger RNA of Coccinella septempunctata (seven-spotted ladybird), 999 nucleotides long. RefSeq names its product exosome complex component RRP43-like. The record is from RefSeq and is a predicted model, not a curated record. The transcript has 5 exons. Gene Ontology annotation, biological process: TRAMP-dependent tRNA surveillance pathway; U5 snRNA 3'-end processing; nuclear mRNA surveillance. Bases 137 to 964 code for a protein of 275 amino acids. Gene Ontology annotation, cellular component: cytoplasmic exosome (RNase complex); nuclear exosome (RNase complex). NCBI's taxonomy places the organism in Eukaryota, Metazoa, Arthropoda, Insecta, Coleoptera, Coccinellidae.
AGUGUAUUUUUCAACGUUCUGUGGAAUGCCUCCCUGUUGUUUAUUCUAACCUCACUGCAAAUAACCUCAAAUUUAAAAUUUUUUCUUCUAGCCUAUGCAGAGACAACUCUGGCCUAAGUAAGCACAUUCUAGAGAUAUGGAAGAGCCAUUUAGAAUUUUGCAUCCAGUGAAGUAUUACAAGGAACAUUUUUUGUGUGGCGUAAGACCUGAUGGUAGGAAACUUGAUAAAUUUCGUCCUGUUGUUCUGAAUGCUGGCUCCAUACAAACAGCGGAUGGAUCAGCCUUUGCUAAAGUAGGAGACACCAGUGUUAUGUGCGGAAUAAAGGCUGAAUUGUGUACUCCUAAACCAGAAAAUAGUAAGGAAGGUUUUCUGAUUCCCAAUAUUGAGUUAUCACCACUUUGUUCCCCCAAAUUCAAACCAGGUCCUCCAAGUGAAGAGGCACAGAUUGCUACACAACUCCUGGCUGAUAUAAUCAAGAGUUCCAAGUGCUUGAAUCCAGAAGAACUUUGUUUAUUUCCUGAAAAGUUAGCUUGGUGUUUAUUUGCUGAUUUGGAAUGUAUCAGUUAUGAUGGUUCUUUAAUUGACGCUUGUGUAAUUGCAUUAAUAACGGCUUUAAAAACUGUAAGGUUACCAAUGGUGGAUUAUGAUCCUGCUACUGGUAAUAAAAUUGUGAAAGAAGAAGAAAAGAGAUGUUUAAAUAUUGUCAGUACCCCAAUUUGUUCAACGUUUUCUAUUUUUGAAGAGAAGAUGACCUUAUUUGAUCCCACUCAUGAAGAAGAAUCAAUUAGUUCCUGCACAUUGAACAUCGUGAUCAAAGAUGAUCAAAUUUGCUCCGUUCACAAACCUGGAGGCGCACCAAUAUGUGAUGAUGAUCUAUUGAAUUGUAUAGAAAAAAGUAAAGAAAGAGCCAAAGAAAUUUGUGAAUUAAUAGAUAAAGCUAUGCAAACAUUUAAAACAACAUAACUACUUUAAUAAAAUGUUAUUGUAUGAAAAUUGUA